AUGUAUCACUAUCUGAUGCAUCCCUCUGUGAUGCAUCCCUCUAUGGUGAUGCAUCCUGGUCUGAUGCAUCCCUUCGGAGAGGGAGAAGGAUCAUCAGAGACGGAUACUCAAGUGUUGCACACCACGAUUCACCACCAAUGUGCAGCCUGUAGCCAGCUUUUCUUGCCGGGUGAAACCCUAGUCGCAUUGGUCUAUAGGAAUUCCGUACUCGAGAUACACAAGAACAUUAUCUUUAGCAGCAUAGGGAAGCCCUGCGAACAGAAAACGGCAGAGGAUCUGCAUUUGAUGUUCUGUCAGCGGCAAGACUGUGAAUCGUGCAUGAGUAUGAGACAGAUGCCAUUUCUCAUACCAAGGCCAGAGCAAUUUGUUUGGCAUCUCCGUGAGACACCGAAGGUGCACAAUAUAUUCUGCAAGAGUCCUCUUUGCCACGCCUGUCGAACUGCCGAAGAGAGCGUAUCUAUACACACAGAUUGCUUCGAGCUGUUUGAGCGGCAUUGCACCGUCGGAAAUGACAACAACAACUCCGAGCAAAAUGAUGAGAAGUAUAGACGCCUCUGGCUGGCGGGAACAAGGCAAUAUGCCUGGCGCGAGAUGGAGCCGCUCAAAUUCUCCAACAGCAGCACCCUUGCGGUUCGUCCAGCGGAGAUGAUUAGCAAAAUCUGCGGCUUUCAAGAGACCUUCUUGCCAGAAGUGAUUCGAUUAAUCCAGAGUUACUUGCAGUCGCAUAUUAUCUGGCGAUAUUGCUCGGCCAUUGAGUUAGCACAGGAACUUGGUUCAGCAAAUGCGGAAGAAGCAGCAGUCACCUAUAAAGUUCCCAAAGUGCUGUCAUGGUCUCGUGGCAGCACUCCCCAACUUGUGCAAGAUGAAAGCCUUGCCGGCUCUUUCAUCCGAUUUACAAUUGACCAUCGCGGCAUUAGCAGCAUUGACCGGUUUUCUGAUACUGAACCAAUCACAACUGGUAAAAUGCCGGCUUCCUCUUACGUGUUUGUGGUAGAGCCGAUAGAGAGGCUAUCAGAUGCCAAGAUAGAGUUUGAGCUCGGGUUGGGUCGUCUUCAUAUCCCGGCGGAUCUACAUAUCAGCACUUGGAGCACUCCAAAUCCACUUCAACUCAUGAGUCUCAUACCUCAUCCAUACCCCCGUCUGGCUGCUAUUAGUUUAGAUCCAGAGCACUGCACUGGAAUCUCCUUCUUCUUGACUACACGAGUUGUGCGUGAGAUCCAUGCUCAUUCAGGACGGCGCUCAAACCAUCUAGAGAGAUUCAAGUACCUGCGCGCCAUGUUUGACCAUGAAAUCGCCUGGAUUUAUGUGCCACUCACGGCCCAGGAUAAGAUCACGGCAAUGGAGAUUAGGCAAAACGUAACAACAGAUAGACCACAUCAUUUCACAAUAUGGACAAAGACUGGGAAGAUUAUAGUCGGCACUCCUCAAAGAGCUACAAACUCUUCGAGAACUCGAGCUAAUAACACGCCACGACGACCUGGCCGAGGGAUUUUAUACGAGAUGGAGGAAGAUUCCCGACGACCUCUGAAUCUCAUCCAUGAGAUACCAAGCUCUGGCUUAAUGAAAUUCAUCGGAACCGAUGCCGAUAAGCAGACCGAGACUACCGAGGUGGAUGUUGAUCCCCAUCAUGUCUGGCCACUUGCUUACGCAUUCUUCUCGUCUGCAUCUCUCGAGGGUGUGUCAAGCGUACGCGUUUUCAGCGAUAAGCGGCGAAGCCUGUGCAAAGGCAUAUUGUUCGAGUACGAGAACGGGUCGAAGCGAGCCGUAGGACAGUGCCGCCUAGGUUGGGAUCACGUUCACUACUGGCGGAAACCACUAAGCAUGUUUUACGGUUCUGCUACUUACCAGUUCACCGAUCCCAAUACUCCGUAUCAUACAAUCAGGCAUAAAAGCGUUCAGGUUAGGUUUGACUCCGAAUCGGAUCAUGUCGCUGAAGAUGGUACGCGUGACGAAAACUAUUACCCGAUGAAAGGCUACCUGAACUUUUGGUUUCGCAUUAAUGAUGUCGAGAUAGAGAUUGUUAAUCCCUCCUAG
Messenger RNA from Trichoderma virens Gv29-8, 2034 nucleotides. RefSeq lists its product as uncharacterized. The transcript has 4 exons. Bases 1 to 2034 code for a protein of 677 amino acids. Lineage: Eukaryota; Fungi; Ascomycota; Sordariomycetes; Hypocreales; Hypocreaceae. The record is from RefSeq and is a predicted model, not a curated record.